AUGGUUACUUGCACUGAGCACUUGGAAAAUUUGCAAAACUGGACAUUAGACCAAAGAAUUAAAAUUCGUCUAGAAGAUACCGGUUUUCCACGUUUAAGCGAACUUGCAAAAUGUCAACAUGAUAGCCAGCUUCUGAAAUGUGUGGUAUCCCAUUUCAAUACAGAGACAUGUGGAUUUGAAUUUGGUGGUAUAAAAUUAGUUUUUGGCUUGAAAGAUGUUCUCGAAAUUACAGGCUUGCACAUUACAGGCCAGUCUGUCACUGGGACCGCUGGUGACAUGACUUAUUGGUCCAACCAAUGUUUUGGACAAGAUUUGACCUUUAAAAAACAAAGGGCAAUUCGAGGAGCCAUUAAGCUAUCUGUUCUUAGAGAAAAAUUUAUGGAAGUUCCACCAAGAGCAACUGAAGUUGAACUAGAUCGACAUACUAGAGCAUAUGCUCUUUAUGUUCUAGGUUCGUCCUUAUUCAGUAGUUCUUCUAAGGGGGAUGUUGAUACUCUCCAUCUUCCAUUGCUUUAUCAUGUUGAAAAAAUAAAAGAUUAUGCCUGGGGUGCUGCUGCUCUUGCACACCUAUAUUGUUCUAUGAAAAAAAUUAAAGAAGAGGGUAAAAAGCAUUUGCACGGGAUUGCAUUGUCCCUGCAGAUCUUUGUAUUCCUACAUCUGACAAAGAUCAAGGACUUACUCAUGUUAUCGAGUUUGGAUUUCGUAAAUGAACAACUUCCGUUGAUCAAUGAUUGGUCGCGUCAUUUAGAACAAUUUACCUUGAACAAAUGUAAAAAGGUAGAUUAUUUGGAUUUAAUUAGCACAACGACUGCUAAAGAGGUUAACUACAAUCCAUAUGAUAAUAUUCAAUUCCCCGACCUGAAAGAAUAUUCAACUUUCGAGUUGGAAAGAAGGGUAUGUUGUAAAUCAACCAUACAACCAACCUUUCUCAUCAACUUUAAUGAGGUUGCAUUUUUUCAACCCCAUAAAUUUAAAAAACAAUAUUCUAAUGCACGUGCCGGGGAUAGAAAAUGCACAUACAAAUGGAAAUUGUACCCAAGAAGAGGUACAAAAGGGAAAAAUUGGCAAGAGACGAAAAAGCAUACAAAAUAUCUCAAGCAUUGGAGCAUAAGUUGUUUUAGUAAAAGACCACAACCUGAGGAACAACAACCCGAAAGAGUACAAGAUGUUCGAACAGAAGAGCCAAUUGAGGUGGAACACCAUAAUUUGGAUGAUGUCGUGGACAAUCAAGAAAAGCAUUGUGGAAGGAAAAGAAAAAGCAUAUGGAGUUCAAAAGAAAAUGAAGUUGCUCAUGAGGAGGAUGCAGGAGAUAACAAUGAAGAUGGGGGAAGAAACAAAGACCAAGGAGACACUAGGCAAGUGGAAGCAACAUGUACCCGUUUGUCUGUUUCUAGAGUGUAUAUACGCCGCCGCAAAGGGAGUAACACGGGAAAAAUGAAAACCAGUGAAGAUGUGACGGUUGGCAUUAAGCACUCCCUAUAUCUGCUGAAAGAACUACUUCCAUGUUUAAAACAGUUGAGUCACGAAGAAAUGAUUGAGAAAGAGAUAGAGGCUAGCAGACAAAGGCUCUUAGUCUCACAGCUAUGUAUAGCAGAGCUAGAUGACUCGGGCGGAGACCGGGUGUUCUGUGACAAAUGCAAGACGUCAAUAUUUGCCCUCCACAAACAUUGUCAGACAUGCAAUAGUGACUUUUGUCUCGCCUGUUGUCGUGACUUUUGUGAUGCGCAGCUUCGAGGUGGUGCUGAUCCAAUUGAGUCACGUGUUACUGCCAAACAUGGGGUUCACAAACGGCCAAGAUCUGAUAAGCAUGAGGAUAGUGAUGACAGAGUUUGCUGUGAUGGGUUUCUUGAACUGAGAAGCUUCUAUCCUCCAAGUCACAUUGCUGAUUUGGUAGAUGAAGCAAAAAAAUUUGUAGACAAAUACAUGCAUCGCAUGCCUGUGAUUUCAGACAAAACUCAUAAGAACUUGCAUUCAAGUUUGAAUCGUAAGGCAGCAUCUCGUAAAGAGUCAAGCGAUAACGAUAUAUAUUGUCCGGAGGCUAAAAAUACAUGUCCUGAGGAUUUACUACAUUUUCAAUGGCACUGGAGAAAAGGGGAGCCAGUAAUUGUCAGGGAACUGCUUGGAGGUACUUAUAAUUCAUUAUGGAAUCCAUCAAGCAUGAGCCGUGCAAUCUGUCAGAAGCACAAGACUGUGAAGGUUGAUAGCCAUUUCAUCGUGGAGACUGUCACCUACCUUCGUAACAGCCUCCUAUUGUACUUAGAUUGUUCAAAUCAUGUCUCUGAUCCUACUUUUCUUAUAUUAUUGGAUUGCUCUUUGGCAGUUUCGCCACCUUCGGUAUGGUACAUAUUUGUCGAUGACGAUAUUGAAGCAUCGCUUACCAUUGAUUUGUUGGAUGACGAUGAUCCUUGGAUCAUAACCACUGACUUUACCCCUAUUUCGCCACCUUCGGUAUGGUACAUAUUUGUCGAUGACGAUAUUGAAGCAUCGCUUACCAUUGAUUUGUUGGAUGACGAUGAUCCUUGGAUUAUAACCACUGACUUUACCCCUAGUGAGACCAUCAGUCGAUGCAGCGCCGGAUUCCCCUUGUCCGUACCAGUUCUGAGACGACUGUUCGAUGCCCGGGGAAGAGGCCCCAGAGGGCCCGUUCCCAAUCCGUCCCCCGACCGGCACGCGGCAACCCGCUCUCGCCGCAGGAGCAGCUCAAGCAGUUCACCAACAGCCGACGGGUUCGGAACUGGGACUCCCGAGCCCAGCCCUCAGAGCCAAUCCUUUUCCCGAGGUUACGGAUCCAUUUUGCCGACUUCCCUUGCCUACAUUGUUCCAUCGACCAGAGGCUGUUCACCUUGGAGACCUGAUGCGGUUAUGAGUACGACCGGGCAUGGAAGGCACUCGGUCCUCCGGAUUUUCAAGGGCCGCCAGGGGCGCACCGGACACCACGCGACGUGCGGUGCUCUUCCAGCCGCUGGACCCUACCUCCGGCUGAGCCGUUUCCAGGGUGGGCAGGCUGUUAAACAGAAAAGAUAA
This is a messenger RNA of Vicia faba (fava bean), 3024 nucleotides long. The record is from the annotation of a GenBank genome assembly. Lineage: Eukaryota; Viridiplantae; Streptophyta; Magnoliopsida; Fabales; Fabaceae.